Molecule: messenger RNA, 3588 nt
Organism: Letharia columbiana
Lineage: Eukaryota; Fungi; Ascomycota; Lecanoromycetes; Lecanorales; Parmeliaceae
Exons: 2
Coding region: 1-3588 (1195 amino acids)
Molecular function (GO): protein binding
Source: RefSeq, a predicted model, not a curated record
AUGCUUCUUAGAUCAAUAGUCGUUGAUUAUCUUGAGCAAGAGCACAGACGGGAAAAGACUGGGGUUGCCUACGUCUUUUGUAUGCACAACGGUGCAAAUCAGACUGCAAGUAACUACCUUGGAAGCUCGCUACGACAACUCGCCAGGCAGAACGCUGCAAUCUUGGAGGAUAUCAAGUCAUGUCAUAGGCAUCAUACUCGAUAUGAGACACGUCCCUCUCUCGAUGAAUUUGCUAAGCUACUUCGCUUACAGGUCGAGAAAUUUGAUGAAGUGUUCAUUGUGAUCGAUGCUCUUGAUGAGUGCCCUGAACAUGACCAAGUUCGAAAGUCUUUUCUCGCCGAGGUCCGUGCUUUGCUACCUAAAGUGAGCCUCAUGGUUACUUCGCGAGAUGUGCCGUCUAUCGAGAACAUGUUCAAGCACGACAUACGCCUUGAGAUUCGCGCGCGAGACCAAGACAUCAGGGGAUUCAUCAAGUCACAGAUGGAGCAGCGAGAUGGACUGGUCGAGCUCCUUGAAGGUCAUAGCGAUGUGCAAUCCACAAUAAUCGCGACAGUACUGGAGAAGACAAAUGGCAUGUUCCUGAUUGCAGCGUUGCACAUGGAUUCUCUUGCCAAAGAAGACAAUAUUCGGGAACUCAAGGAAAGUCUCCAACGCCUGCCCAUGGAUCUAGACAAGACAUACGAUGACGCGUUAGAGCGAAUCAAACAACAAGACUCUCGAAAGCUAGCUCGAGCUGAUCAGGUCUUGACGCUCAUCAGUUGCGCAAAACGACCUCUGAAGCUGGAAGAGAUGCGACAAGCUCUGUCCAUCCGUAGAGAUGAUACCUUUCUGGACCCAGAAGCUUUACCUAGAGGGGAGUCAUUUAUUUCGACCUGCUGUGGCCUCGUGGUUGUGGAAGAUGAAAGUCAGAUCGUUAGACUGGUUCAUUAUACCACCGAAGAGUACUUCAAACGUAAGGUACAACGCUAUCGUAGCCCAGAAGCUCACGGACAUUUCGCUAGUAUUCUCGUUACCUACCUCAGUUUCACAACAUUCACAACCUUUUCUUUGGACACAAUAGUUAAAGACGCUAUGAAUGAAGCAGCAGCAAGAGACGCCAACAUUCCAAUGACUUGGAGCGAGGAGCACAGUGCAGUAACAAGGUAUAUGGAAGGCCUAUUUGAGAGCAACGUUUUAGUGCAAUAUGCUGCUGAGAACUGGGGUCGCCAUACACAUGAUGCAUUUACGAACACUAGGGAUAAUCCUGAUUCUUGCCUCACCACUACCGAUCCCCAUAACAUCGAGGUGGAAAACUUAUUGAGUCUCAAGCAACUGAUACGGGACUUCCUGGAAAAAGAGCAUAAUACUGCCUGUGCCAACGAAGUUUUUCACCAUGUCAAGAAACAGCUCCACAAUUUGAACUUAGGAAGGGAGUUUCGUGGCCCAACCAAUGUCACAAAUCUGCACAUAGUUGCAUCAUUCGGAAUCCAAUAUUUCGUCGAAUACUAUCUGGACCAAGGGGCAGAAAUUGAUGCAAGAGAUUCUUUCGGUAUGACAGCCCUACACAAGGCUGCCGAAAACGGUCAUGUUGAAGUUGUGCGACUACUUUUGGAUUCUGGGGCUACAAUUGGGAUCCGAGACCAGUGGGAAUUUAGUGCAUUGGCCAGGGCUAUCGCUAAGAACCAUGUGUCUGUGUCACGAUUACUUCUACAGAAUGGUUCAGACCCUGGAUUUGUGAGGGACCAUCGACAUUCAACAAUAUCCAUCGCGGCUGACCGAGGCCACGAAGAGUGUCUGGUGCUUCUGGCAGAAUGCAGAACCGACGAUGUUAGAAAGAAUGAACUCAUGCGAGAUACCUUAUAUGACGCCGCUUCCUGUGGACGCGAGGGUAUCGUGCGUCUUCUAGUGCGUGGCGGAAAAAACUGGAACAUCCCGAGAGAAUACGUAGCAAGGGCGAUGACCAAGGCAGCUUCUCAAGGUCAAAUCACGAUAAUGAAGGUCUUGCUGGAAGCCGGUGUCGAUGUCAGCUCUCCGUUAUCACUUGCUGGGGAGUCACUUCAGGAAGCGGCCAUGCGGGGCCGUUCAGAAGCUACGGAACUGCUCCUCACAGCAGGCGCUAAUCCCAACCGAAAAACGGAUGGUGGUGAUUUGCCCCUCCAUGCAGCAGCUCAAAACGGUCAUGUGGGCACCGUUGCUCUGCUGCUAGAAAAUGGUGCAGAAGUAAACGCCCUUAACUCGAAAGGCGAGACAGCCCUGCUUGUUAUAGCAGGUCCGAGAUACGGGUUUCUGGCAAGAUCAACAUCGUCGCCUGAGGGUUCAGUGCUUGUCAUGCAACAGCUCCUUGAUAAAGGGGCCAAUACAGCUGUAACGGAGCGUCAAACCAAUCGAACUUCACUUGAAUGCGCAAUUCUUCGAGGCUACGAACGUUUGGUACGGCUUUUAAUCCAAUAUGAGAGCCUUUCCGCGAGCCAAAAGGUCCUUAUGCUCUAUUUGACACGACUCUAUCACGAAAUGGGAGGAAUGUCAAAAAAUGAUGAGGCCGUCAACCGACUACUUUGUGAAACAGAAGCACAGGAUUUGGGAAGUAUAUCGGAAUUACUGCUGAUCACCGUCCCCGCCGAGAAAGGGUACAAAAGUGUGAUUCUCAAGUUCCUGCAAUCGGGUGCCGCCAUCGAGGCCAAGGAUUUCCACGGAAAUACGGCAUUACAACUGUCUGCAUGGGAAGGCCAUAACGCAGUCGUCGAACUUUUGCUACACCACAAAGCCGACAUCAACUCAAGAGGCCCACUUGGAGGCUCAACAGAUGCAACUCCACUCAUGAUGGCUGCCAGCAAAGGAAGGACUGAUGUAGUAAGGUUCUUGCUAGAUCAAGGAGCUGACAUCGACGCUGCAUCGACGAAUAGAGACUUCGGUAGUACCGCCGUUGCUCAGGCUUUGUAUGGAGAUCACACAGCAACAGCAAAAGCGCUACUGGAGAGAGGAGCUGAUGCAAACGCCAGAUACAAUCGAUACUCUGAAGGCACACUGCUCCACGCUGUGGCCAGAAAUUCUAAUUGGCAGAGUCAGAUACCGAACAUGGACCUACUUCUCGAAAAUGGAGCCGAUCUGGAGGCGAAAGAUAGUAACGGGCAGACGCUCCUUGCAGUGCGAGUCCAGUAUGAAAAUUUAGAAACGGUGCAGUAUCUCCUAGAGAGAGGAGCCGAUCUGGAAGCGAAAGAUAGGCGUGGUCAAACGCCCCUGUCAGUGGCAGUUCAGAAGGGUACACGAGAAACGGUGAAUCUCCUUCUCGAGGAAGGGGCCGAUCUGGAAACGAAAGAUAACCAUGCUCAGACACCCUUGAUGGUGGCCGUCCAGAAAGGUUCACCACAAACAGUGAACCUCCUUCUUGAGGAAGGAGCGAAUCUCGAAGCGAGGGAUAACAAUGGUCAUACACCUCUAGUGAUGGCAGUGCGAAGCGGCAGAUUUGAAAACGUAGAACUCCUGCUGGAAAGAGGAGCAGAUCCGGAACCACUUUCUCCCAGCGUAACAGCUGAGAAUGACGAUGUUAACAAAUGGGAUUUCAACAGAGCCGUCCAACUCGUCAUGGAAGCUCGGUCAAAGACUACAUGA